Messenger RNA from Cetraspora pellucida, 379 nucleotides. Lineage: Eukaryota; Fungi; Glomeromycota; Glomeromycetes; Diversisporales; Gigasporaceae. The record is from the annotation of a GenBank genome assembly.
UUACAUUGGAUAUAUUCUUGGAUCUAAUACCCUAAUAGAAGUAUCACAAUCAAACACACCUACAUCUACAUCAACAGCACUGAAAUAUAAUAUAGCUGAUAUUAAUAAUUUAAACAUCACUAAUGACUUAAUAUUCCUUCAAAAUCUAGUUAAAUCUAAACAUUCAUUGACACAAGAAUAUUUUAACUAUAGUGACCAAAAUACUUUACUGUCUCAUCUUCAUAAUAUUGUUACUUUAGAUGAUUUCAAAAAAACACAAGAUCUAGUCAAUGUUAUAUAUAAGGAAACAGGUCAUCAUAGACCUGUAACUUCUGAUAUUAGCAUUAUUCUACUUGAACAAAAAAAAAAACAGCAGCAGAAACCAUCAUACAAAAGUUAA